This is a messenger RNA of Trifolium pratense (red clover), 702 nucleotides long. RefSeq names its product agamous-like MADS-box protein AGL62. Lineage: Eukaryota; Viridiplantae; Streptophyta; Magnoliopsida; Fabales; Fabaceae. The record is from RefSeq and is a predicted model, not a curated record. The coding region runs from base 1 to 702 and encodes 233 amino acids. Gene Ontology annotation, molecular function: DNA-binding transcription factor activity, RNA polymerase II-specific; RNA polymerase II cis-regulatory region sequence-specific DNA binding; protein dimerization activity. The transcript has a single exon. Gene Ontology annotation, biological process: positive regulation of transcription by RNA polymerase II.
AUGUCAACAGGAAGGAAAGGUCAAGGUCGCAAAAAAAUUGAGAUAAAAAAAAUGACAAACGACAGUCAUAUGCAAGUUACUUUCUCGAAGCGCCGUAGUGGGCUCUUCAAGAAAGCUAGUGAGCUUAGCACUCUUUGUGGUGCAGGUGUUGCGCUAGUUAUAUUUUCACCUGGUAAGAAGGUAUUUUCCUUUGGUCACCCCAAUGUUGAUACAGUAAUAGAUCGUUAUCUAUCACUGCUCCCAUCUCAAAAUAAUGGCACUGAGCGAUUCAUUGAGGCUCAUCGUAACGCCAACGUGCGUGAGCUCAAUUCCCGAUUGACUCAAUUAAAUGAUGCGUUGGAGACCGAGAAGAGGCGCAUGGAUGAGCUAAGUCAUGUGAAUGAUAUGGCCUGUCCCUUUGAUGGGAUGGAUUUUAAUCAACUUGUAUCACUGAAAAAUGCUUUUGAGAAUCUCAAAAAACGUAUUCCUGACCAUGCUAAUAGGCUUGUCAUUCAGGGUGCACCUAACCAAACCAUGCCAUUUUAUGUUGGAAAUGGUUCAUUUUCUAACAUGUUUGUCCAUCAUCAGCCAAUUCCUCAACCAGGACAAAUGUUUCUGGAACAACCUUUUCAGCCAAUUCCUCACCCAGAUCAAAUGUUUCCGGCACAACCUUUUCAGGAACCUAUGGGAGGAGAAGGAUUUGGACCCCCAAGAUUCUUUUGA